AUGAAAUUCGCCGUUGUGUUUGCCGCCGUUCUGACCGUUGCCAUCGCUGCCCCUGUGGAAGACCGGGACGCUCAAGUUCUGCAGUACGAGAACGACAAUCAGGGAAUCGGUGGAUACAAUUUCAAAUACGACACCAGCAACGGAAUCCAGCGGGUAGAACAGGCUCAGCUGAAGAACUUUGGCGAAGAUAUCAAUGCCCUGGUUGUGCGUGGCUCGUACUCGUACGUGGGUGCCGAUGGACAGACCUACACCGUGAACUACAUUGCCGAUGAGAAUGGAUUCCAGCCGGAGGCUGCCCAUCUCCCCCAUAACUAAGAUGUACAUGGAUUUUUUUUUGUUAAUUGAUGUUCUGUUUUAAUUUUUGA
This is a messenger RNA of Ochlerotatus camptorhynchus, 365 nucleotides long. Its product is annotated as endocuticle structural glycoprotein ABD-5-like. Lineage: Eukaryota; Metazoa; Arthropoda; Insecta; Diptera; Culicidae. The record is from RefSeq and is a predicted model, not a curated record. Gene Ontology annotation, cellular component: chitin-based extracellular matrix. The transcript is spliced from 2 exons. Gene Ontology annotation, molecular function: structural constituent of chitin-based larval cuticle. The coding region runs from base 1 to 315 and encodes 104 amino acids.